This is a messenger RNA of Phoenix dactylifera (date palm), 1113 nucleotides long. RefSeq names its product actin-depolymerizing factor 7. The record is from RefSeq and is a predicted model, not a curated record. Gene Ontology annotation, biological process: actin filament depolymerization. Gene Ontology annotation, molecular function: actin binding. Lineage: Eukaryota; Viridiplantae; Streptophyta; Magnoliopsida; Arecales; Arecaceae. Gene Ontology annotation, cellular component: actin cytoskeleton.
ACGGACCGUCAUCGUCCUCGUCUCAUCGCGGACGCCCGAGCCCCCCUGAUCUCGGAGCCUGUUUUCGUCUUUGGGAGCCCUAGAUUCUCUCCAGCUUUCCCUUUCCUCCACGUCGCGUCCCUCCCUCCGCGGUUCUCGGCCCGAUCGCCGCCGCCGACGAAAAUGCUCCUGUUCGUGGCCGAUCUUUUCAGAGAUACAGAGUGCACAAAUCUUUAUGCACAGGCCAAUGCAGCGUCAGGCAUGGCUGUGAAUGAUGAUUGCAAGCUGAAGUUUUUGGAAUUGAAGGCAAAGAGAACUUACCGUUUCAUAAUUUUCAAGAUCGACGAGAAGCUGAAGCAGGUCAUUGUGGAGACGGUUGGUGAGCCUGCAUUGAGCUAUGAGGAUUUCACUGCCAGCCUUCCGGCCAAUGAAUGCAGAUAUGCGAUUUAUGACUUUGAUUUUGUGACUGAAGAGAACUGCCAGAAAAGCAAGAUCUUUUUCAUCGCCUGGUCUCCUGACAUCUCAAGAGUGAGAAGUAAGAUGCUUUAUGCCAGCUCCAAGGAUAGAUUCAAGAGGGAGCUUGAUGGCAUCCAGGUGGAAUUGCAAGCAACUGAUCCUACUGAGAUGGGCCUUGAUGUUAUAAGAGGCCGUGCAAAUUAAGUAUGCACUGCCUGGUUGCGUGGUGGCGAUAUACCCCCUGCAGUCUGGUUGCUUUACUGAAUAUGUUUAUAGUUCCAUGGGGUGGUGAAUUCGCUAGAUAUCAUUUGUGCUUGUUUAUAGUUCUGUGCAAAUUUGCUUUUUGGGCUAUAUCAUAUGAUUUGUUGUUUUGUUGAACCUGUGACAUAUGCCUACUUGUAGCCCGACAUCUACAGGCUAAUGAUAUGCAAUAGUUUGUGGGGUUAGACUGGUAGGAAAUGCUUGUAGCUUGCUUCUAUAACUCUGUAAUGGAUACUUGACUGAUCUGGUGUUUUUUCAUUUGGACUACGGGUGUGCUGAGCUUUAGCCCCUUAGAGAGAGAGAGAGAGAGAGUGUGUGUGUGUGUGUGUUGUUUGCUGUUUGUUGCUCCUAUUUUUGUCAUUGUUCUGCCAAUUUAUUUUCUUGUAUCUAGUGGAUUGGCUUGUAGUUGCUAUGGAA